CCCUUUCCUCCUCCUCCUCUUUUUUAGAAGCAGCAAUCGGAGAUGGAUGUCUCUCUUUGCCCUACCAAGUGCACUUUCUGGAGGGUAUUUUUGCUCUGGAGCAUUUGGGGAGACUAUCUGCUUUCGGUGCUGGCUUGCCCUGCUAAUUGUCUUUGCAGCAAGACAGACAUCAAUUGCAAGAAGCCGGAUGAUGGGAACCUCUUCCCUCUCUUGGAAGGGCAGGAUUCAGGCAGCAGCAAUGGCAACACGAGCAUCAAUAUCACGGACAUCUCAAGGAACAUCACUUCCAUACACAUAGAGAACUGGAAGAACUUGCAGACACUGAACGCCGUUGACAUGGAGCUGUACACGGGACUCCAGAGGCUGACAAUCAGGAACUCAGGACUACGAAACAUCCAGCCGCGAGCCUUUGCCAAGAACCCCCACCUGCACUACAUAGACCUCUCCGGGAACCGGCUCACCACUCUGUCAUGGCAACUCUUCCAGACACUGCGACUCUUUGAACUGAGACUAGAGAGGAACCUUUUUAACUGCAGCUGUGACAUCCGCUGGAUCCAGCUCUGGCAGGAGAAGAGUGAGGCAAACCUGCAGUACCAGGAUCUCUACUGCAUGACCAUGGAUGCAGCCAUCAUCACUUUGAAGGAGAUGAACAUCACCCAGUGUGACCUUCCUGAGAUCAGUGUGAGCCACGUGAACCUGACGGUGCGGGAAGGGGAGAACGCUGUCAUCACCUGCAACGGCUCAGGAUCGCCGCUGCCGGACGUGGACUGGACAGUGGCUGAACUCCACUCCAUCAACACCCACCAGACCAACCUCAACUGGACCAAUGUUCAUGCCAUCAAUUUGACCUUGGUGAACGUCACCAGCGAGGACAAUGGAUUCCUGCUUACCUGCAUUGCUGAGAACGUGGUGGGGAUGAGCAAUGCCAGUGUGCUGCUCACUGUCUACUAUCCCCCUCGCAUCCUUACUCUGGAGGAGCCGGUGCUACACAUGGACCACUGCAUUGCAUUUGCAGUGCAUGGGAACCCAGCUCCCACCCUUCACUGGCUGCACAACGGCCAGGUCCUCCGCGAGACAGAGAUCAUCCGCAUGGAGUUUUACCAACAAGGGGAAGUGUCUGAGGGUUGCCUGCUCUUCAACAAACCCACUCACUACAACAAUGGCAACUACACGAUUGUGGCUACCAACCAGCUGGGCUCAGCCAACCAAACUAUCAAAGGACACUUCCUUGAAAAGCCUUUUCCAGAGAGUACGGACAACUUUGUCUCAAUCGGUGAUUAUGAAGUGAGUCCCACCCCACCGAUCACUGUGACCCACAAACCAGAGGAGGACACUUUUGGGGUUUCCAUAGCGGUUGGGCUGGCAGCUUUUGCUUGUGUCCUCUUGGUCGUCCUCUUUAUUAUGAUCAACAAGUAUGGCCGGCGGUCCAAGUUUGGGAUGAAAGGCCCCGUGGCAGUGAUCAGCGGAGAGGAGGAUUCAGCCAGCCCUCUCCACCACAUCAACCACGGCAUCACGACGCCCUCGUCCCUGGACGCCGGCCCGGACACGGUGGUGAUCGGCAUGACCCGCAUCCCCGUCAUCGAGAACCCCCAGUACUUCCGACAAGGUCACAACUGCCACAAGCCAGACACGUAUGUCCAGCAUAUUAAGAGGAGAGACAUCGUUUUGAAGAGGGAGCUGGGAGAAGGUGCCUUUGGGAAGGUGUUCUUGGCCGAGUGUUACAACCUCAGCCCCACCAACGACAAAAUGCUGGUGGCAGUGAAGGCUCUGAAAGACCCCACGUUGGCAGCCCGCAAGGAUUUCCAGCGGGAGGCAGAGCUGCUCACCAACCUGCAGCACGAGCACAUCGUCAAGUUCUACGGCGUGUGCGGCGACGGCGACCCGCUCAUCAUGGUCUUCGAGUACAUGAAGCACGGUGACCUCAACAAAUUCCUCAGGGCACACGGCCCAGAUGCUAUGAUCCUCGUGGAUGGGCAGCCUCGACAAGCCAAAGGGGAGCUAGGGCUAUCCCAGAUGCUCCACAUCGCUAGCCAGAUCGCCUCUGGAAUGGUGUACCUUGCUUCCCAGCACUUUGUCCACAGAGACCUGGCCACCAGGAACUGCUUGGUUGGAGCCAACCUGCUGGUGAAGAUUGGAGACUUUGGGAUGUCAAGAGAUGUCUACAGCACUGACUACUACAGGGAAGGGCCGCGUCUGAAGGGCCAGUUCAGCGCAGCGUGGCAGCGACAGAGACUGGCACCGUCGGCAGCUGCAACAGUGAGUGGAUCCCGAACCCUGGGGCAGCUGGAAGUGGGGGACUGGUGCUGGAACAGGCUCCACAGAGAAGUACUGACAGCUCUGAGCCUGGCAGAGCUCAGGGAGACCAUGCUGCCUAUCCGCUGGAUGCCUCCGGAGAGCAUCAUGUACAGGAAAUUCACAACAGAGAGUGAUGUCUGGAGCUUCGGGGUGAUCCUCUGGGAGAUUUUCACAUAUGGGAAGCAGCCCUGGUUCCAGCUCUCAAACACAGAGGUCAUUGAGUGCAUUACCCAAGGCCGAGUUUUGGAAAGGCCCCGAGUCUGCCCCAAGGAGGUUUACGACAUCAUGUUGGGCUGCUGGCAGAGGGAACCUCAGCAACGGCUCAACAUCAAGGAGAUCUACAAGAUCCUCCAUGCUCUGGGCAAGGCCACACCAAUCUACCUGGACAUCCUUGGCUAGCAGUGGCCACUUGUUGGAAGUCCCUGCUCCUUCCUCCCGUCCUUCCUUCCCUCUCCCCCUCCCAAACCUUUUCCCCCUCAGCUCCCAAGCAAACAUCUUCAUAUAAACUCAAGUGCCUGCUACACAUACAACACUGAAAACAAAAAAAAAAGCAAAACAAAAAGCAAACCAACAAAAAUCCCACAGAACAACAACCUGUAAGGCAGUUCGGCUUAUAUAUAUUUAUAGAUAUCUCUCUCUAUAUAACUUCCACACCAAUACAGAAAGAAGCUGCUGUUACAGACAAUUGUGAGACUAUAUAUAUUAAAAAAAAAAAAAAAAAGAAACAAAAAAGGGAGAAAAAGUACUUAAAAAUAUAUAUGAAAU
Molecule: messenger RNA, 3060 nt
Organism: Cyanistes caeruleus (blue tit)
Lineage: Eukaryota; Metazoa; Chordata; Aves; Passeriformes; Paridae
Source: RefSeq, a predicted model, not a curated record